Molecule: messenger RNA, 1545 nt
Organism: Nilaparvata lugens (brown planthopper)
Lineage: Eukaryota; Metazoa; Arthropoda; Insecta; Hemiptera; Delphacidae
Gene: Cyt-c1
Product: cytochrome c1, heme protein, mitochondrial
Exons: 7
Coding region: 50-988 (312 amino acids)
Biological process (GO): mitochondrial electron transport, ubiquinol to cytochrome c
Molecular function (GO): heme binding; electron transfer activity
Source: RefSeq, a predicted model, not a curated record
UUGAUAUUAGAUUUUUGCAGAAGAGAAGAGUGUUGCCCUUUCCAUCAUCAUGGCGGCGAGUUUAGGUAGACUGUACGGAAAUCGUCUUUUAAAAUUAAACCCCAACUCCAUUCCGAAACAGAUAUGUUUAUAUUCUACCGCUCAGCCUUGGACAAAGGGCCGAAAGGCGAUGCUGACCAGCCUGGGAUUGCUGACAGGAGGUGCGGGCUGCCUGCUGUAUGCCCUGGAGACCUCGGUGAGGGCUAGUGACCUUGAACUGCAUCCGCCCAAGUACCCCUGGGACGUCACCAGCGGUCUGAUCAGCACGUUCGAUCAUGCUAGCGUGCGUCGAGGCUACGAAGUGUACAAGAACGUGUGUGCCGCCUGCCACAGCCUGAAGUACGUGGCCUUCCGCGAGCUGGUGGGUCAGACGCACACCGAGGAAGAGGCGAAGGCCGAAGCAGAGGAGGCCAUGAUUGAGGACGGGCCUGACUCGCAGGGCAACUACUUCAAGCGACCCGGCAAGCUCAGUGACUACAUCCCGAGUCCCUACCCCAACGAAGAGGCGGCGCGCGCUGCUAAUAACGGGGCCUAUCCACCUGACCUCACCUACAUUACUAUGGCCAGACAUGGCGGACAGGACUACGUAUUUUCGCUGUUGACGGGCUACUGCGAUGCGCCGGCCGGUGUUACCCUGCAGGAGGGCCAACACUACAACCCCUACUUCCCAGGCGGGGCCAUCGGUAUGGCCCAGGCUUUGUACAAUGAGAUCAUUGAAUACUCGGACGGCACGCCGGCCACCCAGAGUCAGCUAGCUAAAGACGUCACCAACUUCCUGCACUGGACAGGAAACCCCGACCACGACACCAGAAUGCUUUACUUGCUUAAGAGUAUGAUCAUUCUGGGAGUGCUCACAGGCUGGUCCUUCUACUGGAAGAGGUUCAAGUGGUCCAACUUGAAAACGAGGAAAAUCUUUUUCAAACCUCCCCCACCCCCACCAAAAGUAUAAGUCAGAUGAUGGUAAUGAUAUUGCUUAGUUGAUUUAUUCGGAUCACUCCGGUCUAGAUGAUUACAAACAAAACAAUACGAUUAAAAAUGGUGGAUCUUUUAGUAUUAUUAAAAGUGAACAAGUAUAAAACAUCUAGGCAUUUUUGAAAUUUAUAGUUGCGUUGUACAACAGUUUUAUCGUUGUAUAUCGUACGAAUAUAUUAUAUUUUCUGUUGUAAAUAAUAAACAUAAUGCUCAUUUUUGUCCACGGACAACAGAUUUCGCAUUUUUCUGUCAUUUUUCGUUGAAACCGGCUCAGUUGCUGCUUCUAAUGAAAUUAUUGUGAAUACAUAGAUCAUUCAUGAUGUAUAUUGAAUAUACUGUCGUAUUUUAAUUAGUGAAAGCACGCUAACUUAUGUUGUGUGGCAAUAACCAGAUUGUUUCGAUGAGUUGUAUGUAUAUACCUAUUACUAUAAAUAGUGAUAAACGUUAAGAACGCUUGGAAGGAGCCGAAUUUGUGCUCCGCGUAGCGCCUAUGUUGGAAAUCAAAUUGUUAAUAAAACUAUUGAGAUCUUGCCA